GCAGCAGCUUAGCCCCGCAUCCAGCUCUCUCCGGCAUCCAGCAUCCACCCGAGCCUGGGAAGGAAGCAGCAUCAAGUCCUACCCGGGCGCAGACGCUCCGACCUACGGAGGAGGAAGAGAAGAGAAGAAAAGAAAAGAAAGGGAGAGGAGGGGGGACGCAUCCUCAGCAUCCGAGUGAUGCCACAGCACCAACUGCAUUUGGAGCAGCAGCGCUGAGAGUUGAUCUUGUAUUUUAGCGGGUUUGAGAGAGAGGAAGCGUUUCCAGACUCGAAGACAGCCGCAAACUGCCCAUGAAGAUGUCCAACGCUGACAUCGUCCUAAAUGCCGCCGAUCGGGUGGUGAAAUCUGUCCCCUUCCCCCUAAGCCACCGCCUUACCAUGAAAGAAGUCUUUGACUGUGAAGGGAAACCUCGAGUGGAUCUCCUCAAGGCCCACCUUACCAAGGAGGGCCGCGUGGAGGAAGCCGUGGCAUUGCGAAUCGUCAACGAAGGAGCGGCGAUCCUGCGCCAGGAGAAAACUAUUCUGGACAUUGAGGCACCAGUCACAGUUUGUGGAGACAUCCAUGGGCAGUUCUUUGACCUGAUGAAGCUUUUUGAAGUGGGAGGAUCGCCAGCCACGACGCGCUACCUGUUCCUGGGGGACUACGUCGACCGUGGCUACUUCAGUAUUGAGUGUGUUUUAUACCUUUGGUCACUGAAAAUCCUCUAUCCAAAGACACUAUUUUUACUACGAGGAAAUCAUGAAUGUAGACAUUUGACAGAAUAUUUCACCUUCAAACAAGAAUGUAAAAUCAAAUAUUCGGAGCAAGUGUACGACUCAUGCAUGGACGCAUUUGACUGCCUUCCUCUGGCUGCGCUGAUGAACCAACAGUUUCUGUGUGUCCAUGGCGGACUCUCACCUGAAAUACACACCUUAGAUGAUAUUAAAAAGUUGGAUCGGUUCAAGGAGCCGCCGGCUUUUGGGCCCAUGUGUGACCUGCUGUGGUCGGAUCCUCUGGAAGACUUUGGCAAUGAGAAAACCCAGGAAUAUUUCAGCCACAACACAGUGCGAGGUUGCUCCUACUUUUACAGUUAUCCAGCUGUUUGUGAAUUUCUACAGAGCAAUAACCUAUUAUCAAUCAUCCGAGCGCAUGAGGCACAAGAUGCAGGUUACCGGAUGUAUCGUAAAAGUCAGACCACGGGAUUCCCAUCCCUCAUCACCAUCUUCUCUGCUCCAAAUUACUUGGAUGUUUACAACAACAAAGCUGCUGUACUCAAAUACGAAAACAACGUCAUGAACAUCCGACAGUUCAACUGCUCGCCUCAUCCCUACUGGCUGCCCAACUUCAUGGACGUCUUCACUUGGUCGCUGCCAUUCGUUGGAGAGAAAGUCACAGAGAUGCUGGUGAAUGUGUUGAGUAUAUGCUCUGACGACGAGCUAAUGAAUGAUGAAGAUGAGAUAUUUGAUGCCAACGCAGCCGCAGCACGCAAGGAGGUGAUCCGAAACAAGAUUCGUGCUAUUGGGAAAAUGGCCAAAAUGUUCUCAGUCCUCAGAGAGGAGAGUGAAAAUGUGUUGACGCUCAAGGGCCUGACGCCCACCGGCAUGCUGCCGAGCGGGGUUCUCUCUGGGGGCAAACAGACGCUGCAGAGUGCCACCAUUGAAGCCAUUGAAGCCAUCGAGACGACUGAUGAGGACAGAGAAGCCAUCCGUGGCUUUUCCCCACAGCACAAGAUCACCAGUUUCGAGGAAGCCAAGGGCCUGGACCGCAUCAACGAGCGCAUGCCCCCUCGCAGGGAUGGCGUCAACCACGUGGGGCACUCCAUGGGAAAGAUGAAUAUGUCCGAGGCGAACGGCACGGAUGACAACAGCAACAUCCAGUGAGCCUCGGUUGGUGAUGGUGGUGGUUGCGGUGGAGAAAGCAUGGGGGGGCGUGGGGGGCUGCGACUUUGCAGAUAUUUCCCCGUGCAGUGAGACAUUGCCAAAUCGAAAUUCAGGCCUCAGAACAUACACAAAUGGGCCCACAGCAGACAGAUGAGCAAAAAGGUCAUUUAUUUGGUGAC
Messenger RNA from Syngnathus typhle (broad-nosed pipefish), 2038 nucleotides. Its product is annotated as protein phosphatase 3 catalytic subunit alpha-like. Gene Ontology annotation, molecular function: calmodulin-dependent protein phosphatase activity; calmodulin binding. Gene Ontology annotation, cellular component: cytosol; cytoplasm; calcineurin complex. The record is from RefSeq and is a predicted model, not a curated record. The transcript is spliced from 14 exons. Bases 291 to 1859 code for a protein of 522 amino acids. NCBI's taxonomy places the organism in Eukaryota, Metazoa, Chordata, Actinopteri, Syngnathiformes, Syngnathidae. Gene Ontology annotation, biological process: calcineurin-NFAT signaling cascade.